UUGGACACUCUGGCCUGAGCCAACAUUAUUUUGGUUGUGUAGACCGCAGCACUGUAAGCACCUACCUGUGGGUUUGCUGGGCUAUCAAGCUGUAAAGAGUGGAUUUGGAUUUUUUAUUUUUCUGAAGAGGUUGGAGUUUGAAGGAUUUUGUACAGGAAAGACAAGAAGAAGCUCUGGGCCACAUCAUGUCUGGAUCAAUACCCUUCUACCAGAAGCACCAUCGCCACUACGACCGUAACUACCGUAGCACAGAGGCAGAUUCUAAAAUGAGGCACUACCAGUCCAGCAGCAGGUACUCUGCUGGAACCAGCCUGUCCACCAGCAGCAGGGGACUUAAGGUGUCUUCUCACUCGGGACUGGAGGAAAACAGACUAAGCCCCUUACCCAAGCGAUCCAAGCCAUCUUACUUGGCUCUUGACAAAGAGAACCAAAUCAUCGGCUAUGUAGUGCCCAUCUUCAGGGGCAGUCAAGAGUUUGCUACGGGAUUGUCAGACACAGAGGAGGCCAGAGUGAGAGACACGGCUGCAUACAUGGCCCACAGGGACUUGUUUACGAGUGGUCUGGAGAUGGAGAGGUCAGAGGUGAUUUCCAGGAAGGAGGCCAUGCGUGAGUCGGCUGAACGCAUCUCUCUGAAUAAACGGAUCCAUGAACACGAGGAACACUUCAAGAGGAUGAACGAAGACAGCCUGAUGCACGCCCCGGAGUUCGUGAUUAAACCUCGCUCCCACACUGUGUGGGAGAAGCAGUGUGUGCGGCUGCACUGCACUGUCAGCGGCUGGCCUGAUCCCAGGGUCAUCUGGUACAAAAACAAUGUGGCAAUUGACCCACUUGCCAAUCCUGGCAAGUUUAAACUGGAGAGCAGAUACAAUGUGCACUCGCUGGAGAUUAACAAAUGUGAUUUUGAUGACACUGCCCAGUAUCGUGUUUCUGCCAUGAAUUCGCAAGGAGAGCAGUCUGCCUUUGCCUCUGUCGUGGUCAAAAGGUUCAAAGGUGAAAUUGAUGACACACUGCCAGUGCCCAGACUCGGCCCAGUUUCCGAGUACGGCAUCACGUUCCAGAUUCACAUCGUUGAUACGUUUGGAGUGUCGUUUGGAAGAGAGGGGGAGACCAUGAGUUUGGGCUGCACAGUAAUCAUCUACCCAGCUCUCCACCGCUACCAGCCGGAGGUUCAGUGGUACAGAGAUGAGACAUCCUGUCAAACAUGGUUUCAGCAUCUGCACACCAGUCAUCCUGAGCAUAAAGAGUGCCUGGAUCAUGAAGAAAUACAUUAUAAACAUGCUUAUCAUGGUGAUAUUGUAUGCUUAGAUGGAGAUGCAGAGGUGGAAGGGGCUCCUGGAGCCCCACUGGAUGUACGCUGUCUGGACGCCAACAAGGAUUACAUUAUUGUUACCUGGAAGCAACCAGCUGUUGAGGGUGGAAACGCCAUCUUGGGCUACUUUGUUGACAGAUGUGAAGUUGGAACAACUCACUGGGUUCAGUGCAAUGACACUCCGGUCAAGUUUGCCCGUUUCCCCGUCACUGGUUUGGUGGAGGGCCGAUCCUAUAUCUUCCGAGUCCGAGCAGUCAACAAGACCGGGAUCAGCCACCCGUCUCGAGUCUCUGAACCGGUGGCAGCAAUGGAUCCGGCCGAUCGAGCCCGCAUGAGAGGCACUUCUGCACCCUGGACUGGCCAAAUCAUUGUCACAGAGGAGGAGCCAGCAGAGGGCAUUGUUCCUGGCAGACCUCGAGAGUUGCAAGUGACUGAGGCAACCAAAAACUAUGUGGUCCUGAGUUGGAAGCCUCCUGGAGAGAAGGGCCUUGAAGGGGUCAUGUACUAUGUUGAGAAGUGUGUCUCGGGCACAGAUAACUGGCAGAGGGUGAACACAGAGAUCCCAGUCAAGUCUCCUCGCUUUGCUCUGUUUGAUCUCGCUGAGGGAAAGUCCUACCUGUUCCGUGUCCGCUGCUGCAACUCUGCUGGUGUCGGUGAACCGUCUGAGCCAACUGAAGCCAUCACUGUGGGCGACAAGCUUGAUAUCCCAUCGGCUCCGGGGAAAGUCGUCCCCACCAGAAACACGGACACAUCUGUCGUGGUGAGCUGGGAGGCAUCUAAGGACGUCAAAGAUUUGGUUGGGUACUACAUUGAGUGUAGUAUUGUUGAGAGUGAUGUGUGGGAGCCAUGCAACAACAAGCCUGUUAGGGCAACAAGGUUCAUCUGCCAUGGGUUGGUUACUGGAGAGCAGUACGUGUUCAGGGUGAGGGCUGUGAACGCCGCAGGGCUCAGCCAGUUCUCCCCAAUAUCAGAGCCAGUGGAAGUAAAAGCUGCGAUUGGGGGCGGCAUUCCACACGCGUCUCCUGCUCCACCCUAUGGCAUCACCGUUCUGGAGUGUGUACGCGACGCCAUGGUGCUCUCUUGGAAGCAGCCAACCUUCGUUGGAGGAGCUGACAUCACCGGCUAUUUUGUAGAUUACCGUGAGGUCGUUGAUGGCGUGCCGGGGAAAUGGCACGAGGCCAAUGUGAAGGCUGUGAGCGAGAGGGCCUACAGGGUGUCGGAGCUGCGGGAAAACAGAAAGUAUCAGUUCCAGGUGCGAGCUGCUAACAUGGCGGGCGUCGGGAUCCCAUCAAUGCCCAGUAACACCUUCCUGUGUGAGGAGUGGACCAUUGCUGUACCAGGACCUCCUCACGAUCUGCAGGUUUUAGAGGUGCGUAGUGAUUCCCUGGUGUUGCUGUGGAAACCUCCCGUGUACCAGGGCCGCGAUCCGGUCAACGGUUUCUACGUUGACAUCAAGGAAGGAGAUGCACCGGAGGAAGACUGGAGGGGCGUCAACACCAAGGCUGCAGAGAAAACGUACCUCAAGGUUAAAGAUCUUAAGGAAGGACAGACGUAUGUGCUGAGAGUGCGUGCUCAGAAUAAAGCUGGUGUGGGCAAAACCUCAGAUGUUACAGAGCCAGUCCUAGCUCUGACCAAACCGGGCACUAAGGAGAUAGUCGUGGAAGUCGAUGAUGAUGGUGUAAUCUCCCUGAACUUUGAAUGCUCUAACCUGACGCCUGACUCCAAAUUUGUGUGGUCCAAGGAUUAUGAAGAAAUCACAGACUCCAGUCGUCUGACCAUAGAGACCAAGGGAAACAAAUCCAAAACCGUUUUCAACAGUCCUGGGGAGGAGGACAUUGGUGUCUACUCAUGUCUUGUCACCCAUACUGAUGGUGCUUCAUCCAGCUACACUCUUUCUGAAGAAGAGCUAAAGAGGCUGCUGGAGGUUAGUCAUGACCACAAAUUUCCAAUUAUUCCACUGAAGUCAGACCUGGCAGUCGAGUUACAGGAGAAGGGCAGAGUGCGCUUCUGGCUGCAGGCGGCGCAAAUGUCAUCGAACGGCAAAGUGGAUUACGUUUUCAAUGAUAACGUUCUCUCCCAGGGAGAUAAAUACAAAAUGAACUUUGACAAGAACACCGGUGUGAUUGAGAUGUUCAUGGAGUCUCUGACUCCUCAAGAUGAAGGGACUUACACUUUCCAGCUGAACGACGGAAAAGCAACAAAUCAGUCCAGCUUGGUCCUGAUAGGUGAUGUGUUCAAGCAGCUGCAGAAAGAAUCAGAGUUCCAGAGAAAGGAAUGGUUCAGAAAGCAAGGUCCUCAUUUUAUUGAAGGCUUGAGUUGGGAGGUAACGCCAGAUUGCUGCGUGAUACUCAAGUGCAAGGUUGGCAACAUAAAGAAGGAUACCUCGGCUCUGUGGCACAAAGACGGACAUCAGAUCAAAGCCGAUGAGCAACUCGGCUUCACAGAGGGAGUUCUCAAACUGGAAAUUGCCCAGAUUUCCAGAAAGGAUUCUGGUGUGUAUGAGGUUGUUCUAAAGGAUGAGAGAGGAAAGGACACAUCCACACUGAAUCUGACAGAUCAAGGUUUCAAAGAAUUGAUGAAUGAAGUUUUCAGCUUUAUUGCUAAUUCCUCCACUCCACUGAAGAUCACAAGCACAGAUGAGGGAAUUCGACUCUACACAUUUGUCAGCAUCUACAACGACUUGCUCCAAGUCACAUGGCACUACAAGGACUCGGCGAUCUCCUUCUCUGACCGUAUAAAGAGCGGUGUGGUUGGAGAACAGCUGUGGCUUCAGAUCACAGAGCCCACAGAGAAAGACAUGGGAAAAUACGCCAUAGAGUUUUACGAUGGAAAGGGCGGUCUCAGGAGAACAGUGGAACUCUCUGGUCAAGCAUUUGAUGAUGCUUUUGCAGAAUUUCAGAGACUCAAAGCUGCAGCUAUUGCAGAAAGAAAUCGUGCUCGAGUGGCAGGAGGCCUGCCUGACGUGGUGACUAUACAGGAGGGCAAGGCUCUCAAUCUCACCUGCAACAUUUCGGGCAACCCCGUGCCAGAGGUCACCUGGCUGAAGAACGACCGGGAGAUCACCUCCGAUGAGCAUUGCAUCCUGAAGUUUGAGUCAGGCAAGUUUGCCAGCUUCACCAUCACCGGCGUGAACACGUCGGACUCCGGCAAGUACAGCAUUCUGGUGAAGAACAAGUUCGGCACAGAGAGCGGCGACUUCACCGUAAGUGUGUUCAUCCCGGAGUCAGGCAGGAAAUAGUACUAGUGGUCCAAGUCUUAUAGUAAAUACCUGUAAAUGGAGUUCACUGGAAGGAAAAAAAAAAAGAGCUGGAGGAUGCUUUUGACGUUCAGUGUCUAAAUGAAACUUGAAAGGUGCUGCGUCGGAACUUAAAACUUAAAGCAGUUUCUGUGAGAGUUGAUCUCCAUGUUUCAUCCAACACUAACUAAUUUGAAUAAAUAUGGUUAUUUCUUCCGAAUCCAAAUAUUACUGGUGCAAUUUCUGUUUGUGUAAAGUUGUAGCAUGCAGAAGAAAGUAUUAGCUUUAGAAGAAUAAAUAAAACUUCUUCACUUAACAAAAGAAAAAUACCUGCUAAGCUGUUUGAAUCAAAUGCUUUGAUCUAGAAAAUGUUAGUUUACAUGGAACAUCUAUUAAAACAUGAAUGUUUUCACAUUUGCUGCAGAUUUUUGCAAGCUGCGCUACUCACCAAGUCAAAAAUAGAAUGUUCUCUUUUCUUGAAUCUCUUCACAAAUUCUAAGACAACUGAUAGUGUUAACGUUAGUAUCAUUUCACGAUCAUUUCCCAAUAACGUAAAACAAUAAAAGCUAAAGACCCAGAGCUUCUCAUCAAGAAAUAUUCGCCUUAAUUAUGAGUACAACAGUUCAGGCCCCAGUUGAACAUGAAGUUAAUAUUGUUGAUGUGUUUUUGGUGCAAAUAAAAUUAGUAGCAAAUGUGUUAAAACAUGAGUAAUUUCAUUAGAUUGUAUGUUUCUGCCACUUUAAUUGUGACACCCUGACAUCACUUUGUUCCACUGUCUCUAGUCAGUAUUCUAUGUCUGCACAUUACUUUUAAUGUUUUUCACUGUUGUCAUGACAAACCCAUCACAAUCACUGUUAUUACUGAUGACAGUAGUUAUCGCUCCACUUCUUGUUGCCCUGUUUCCUGAUUAAACUAAUAAAUAUUGGCAUGUAUCCCCA
Molecule: messenger RNA, 5482 nt
Organism: Gambusia affinis (western mosquitofish)
Lineage: Eukaryota; Metazoa; Chordata; Actinopteri; Cyprinodontiformes; Poeciliidae
Gene: myom1b
Product: myomesin 1b
Exons: 38
Coding region: 186-4547 (1453 amino acids)
Molecular function (GO): protein binding
Source: RefSeq, a predicted model, not a curated record